UAAUAUAAUCUGUGUAUUUGCACAUUUUGUUAUAGAAAAGAAUACUGUUAAUAAAAUUUUGGUUAUUUCGUCAUUAGAUCAGCAGUUUACAUACUUUUUUAAAAAUGUCUGAUUGGGAUACUGUAACAAUUCUUCGAAAAAAACCUCCAAAGGCAUCGGCACUAAAAACUGAACAAGCCGUUAACGCUGCGCGUCGUCAAGGUUUACCAGUGGAUACUCAACAGAAAUUUGGUGCUGGAACUAAUAAACAACAUGUUACAACAAAAAAUACUGCUAAACUCGACAGAGAGACUGAGGAACUUCGACAUGAGAAAAUACCCCUUGAUUUAGGGAAACUUAUAAUGCAAGGUAGACAGGCUAAAGGCAUGAGUCAAAAAGAUCUAGCAACAAAAAUAUGUGAAAAGCCUCAAAUUGUAAACGAUUACGAAGCUGGUCGCGGUAUUCCAAAUAAUAUUGUCCUGGGUAAAAUUGAGAGGGCAAUUGGAAUAAAACUACGCGGAAAAGAACGUGGCCAACCGCUACAGCCUCCUGGAGGACAGAAAUAACGGAUUCCCUGGGAGGCGAAGACUUUACUCCGAUGUGUUUAUUGCAUAAUCUUUCGUCAUAUUUUUGCUGUUGAAAUUGUUUUAUUACAAUAUUAUUAAUAACGUCGUGUUAAAUGAUGUACGCAUUUAUUUUCUUUGUAUAGAUUCUGGAAAGUUCUCAUGAUGUUACCAUUCGGAAAAAGUUUCAUAAAUGCCGCGAUCGUGAAUGUGGAUGUGAUAUGCAAUAAAAUAGUUUUAUUUAUGAUUAA
Molecule: messenger RNA, 793 nt
Organism: Nymphalis io (European peacock)
Lineage: Eukaryota; Metazoa; Arthropoda; Insecta; Lepidoptera; Nymphalidae
Gene: mbf1
Product: endothelial differentiation-related factor 1 homolog
Exons: 1
Coding region: 105-545 (146 amino acids)
Cellular component (GO): nucleus
Molecular function (GO): DNA binding
Source: RefSeq, a predicted model, not a curated record